Molecule: messenger RNA, 1810 nt
Organism: Sycon ciliatum
Lineage: Eukaryota; Metazoa; Porifera; Calcarea; Leucosolenida; Sycettidae
Exons: 1
Coding region: 120-1307 (395 amino acids)
Molecular function (GO): calcium ion binding; Notch binding
Source: RefSeq, a predicted model, not a curated record
ACUAGACUCGACAUCGACAUCCUGACUGUGAGGUUUAAUGAUAGCUAGACAUCAGCGUAGUAGCAGUGUAUGGUUUGUUGGUUCUUCCUGGCUUUUCCAGUGUACGGUGUACCCCAACCAUGACACGGGUAUCUGCUGGCCAGAGUUACUUGCUGCUGUUGUUGCUGGCAGCAUUAUGGUUGCGUACGAGUGGAGAGAGACGACACGGAUCAUGCGUGGCUACUCACUUACAGCAGGCUGGUAUUCCCAGAUUGAGGGCGGCAAGGUAUGAAGUGGGCUUAGCGCAACGACGUAUCCCAGCUAAUGACAUCUCCUCUCUUCCUCUGACCGUCUUGGAAGUGUUUGGUGUAAACAUCACGGCGGAUGUCAUCAAGCUAUCUGAGUGCUUCUCAGGACGUAUUCCAGCAUGUGCUUCAUUCCAACACUGUAAUGGCAAUGGACAGUGUGUACUUGGAGUUGGUCACGGUAGUAGCGGUGAGUCGCGUGUAUACACAUGUACGUGUAAAGCUGGGUUCAAGGGCGAGGAGUGCCAAACCAAUGCAUGCUUGGAGGAUGGAAGCACCCCGACGUGCCAGAACGGAGGCAGGUGUAUUCCUCUGUCCACUGCUCCCUACCACCGCUGCCAAUGUCCAGAGAAUUUCAUUGGUGAAAACUGCCAGUCUGCACGAGAUCACUGUGGGCCACAGAACCCGUGUGCCCAUGGGGGUAGAUGUCGUAGCGUGACAGCAGGAUUCACCUGCAACUGUGCUAGAGGCUACACGGGAAGGAAAUGUGAAGAUCAUCUGCUCACAAAACCGAAGCUGGACGAAUACUUCGCCCACCAGCGAACCGCCAUUCAUUCACAGUUCGCGCAGCAGGACACGCGUAUCUCCAAACUGGAGAAAGCCAUUCUCAACCGUUUAGCAAGCUUGGAGAAUCGACUUCUCGCUAGUGACCGAAAGCGUGCCAUUCCAGCAGGUCUUCGCUUUUUCCGCGACCCUUCAACUUGGCAUGCAGCGAGAUACAAGUGUCGGGAUCUCGGAGGUAUUCUUGCAGUGCCCAGAAACGCAGCAGAAGGGCGCGUUAUCAGUUUGCUAGCUCGACAGGUGAGAGAAUACGCAUACAGUUGGAUUGGUGCUUCCGAUCUAGCUCAAGAAAGUCGCUGGAAAGAUCUCAAAGGUGUUACACUGACAUAUACACCAUGGGAUCGCAAUGAACCGGGAAAUAACCGGGGGGCAGAGCAUUGUGCGCGCUUUCUAGUGAAUGGAGGGAGAUGGCAUGAUGAUAAUUGUGGACGCGCGUUCUCCUUCACUUGCCGCUUUCCAUAAUCCCAAUGCUUGUUGGCGCAUGGGCCUCCAUGCUCCCCUCCUGUAAUGUGCUAGAAUCAACGCCAUGAUUAUUUGGCAUGUACCCUCACUUCGCAGAGCACAAUGGCGCGCUCUUCCUCUCCGUGAUGUGCACGGCUUCAUCUUCUCUCCCCCCUCUGCAUAUAGAUGAUAUAACUCGCAUCCUUUUUCUUUCUUUUGGCGCUACAAUCUGCGUGACGCCAUGGCACGCUUCCUCACUUCACAGAGCACAAUGCAAUGGCGCGCUACCUUCUGCUGCUUCUUCUCAGUGAUGUGCUCGUUGCACCUUCUCUCUCUCUCUGCCCCCCCCCCCUUCUCUCUCUCUCUGCCCCCCCCCCCCUCUCUCUCUCUCUGCCCCCCCCCCCCUUCUUUAGUAGUUGUACAUGUAGUUGGGAAUGGUGGACUCAGGGAGCCACUCACCGUGAUCCUGGCUGUCGUGUUGGAAAGUCAUGAUAGUUGUUGUGCUGAUAUCUGCUUCCUCUACA